Molecule: messenger RNA, 618 nt
Organism: Gadus chalcogrammus (walleye pollock)
Lineage: Eukaryota; Metazoa; Chordata; Actinopteri; Gadiformes; Gadidae
Gene: fmc1
Product: formation of mitochondrial complex V assembly factor 1 homolog
Exons: 2
Coding region: 55-387 (110 amino acids)
Cellular component (GO): mitochondrion
Source: RefSeq, a predicted model, not a curated record
GCUCGAUGAGUCGAUUUGUUUUGCCUUGUUGCCUAUCCAAAAAAGAAAAAAAGCAUGUCGGGGUUGUCACCGUCGCUUCGGGUUUUCCGAGGUCUUUUAAAGGAAUUACGUGAAAUCCAUGGGACCACCUACAAGAAUACGUUGGCUUAUAAUUAUGUUAUUGACCAGUUUCGAAAAAAUGGGGUGACGGGGGAGAGGCAGUGCCGGGCGCGGCAGGAGGCGCUCCACAUGUCCCAGGCGUACCUGUGUCUGCUGAGGUCCACUCGCGAACACCUGGCCCUCCACAAGCUCUACCACGGCAAGGGGGACCGCGGGCUGGCCGAGAUGGCCAGCCUGGUGGGGCUUCGGCUGCCCAGCCAGCCCGGAGGCAAGGGCUGGGAGGAGUAGCACCUCCCCCUCUGGGCGUCUUCCAGAAACCUUGUGGAACCCUCAAGAACCUUGUAGAACCCAGACACCAAGCCAGAAGCGGGAACAUACCGGUCGGGGCCAGAGUGGACGAGCUCCAGUCUUUAGACCACGUUCGUCAUUGUUGUUGUCUUCCUCCUCAUCAUUUAGUUCCAGUGGAUUGUAAAUACGAGUUACGCGUCACGUGUUCAAAUAAAGUACAUUUAAACAGAA